Saitoella complicata NRRL Y-17804 is the source of this 2922-nucleotide messenger RNA. RefSeq lists its product as uncharacterized. Gene Ontology annotation, cellular component: plasma membrane. The record is from RefSeq and is a predicted model, not a curated record. Gene Ontology annotation, molecular function: sodium:proton antiporter activity. Gene Ontology annotation, biological process: intracellular potassium ion homeostasis; proton export across plasma membrane; sodium ion export across plasma membrane. Bases 1 to 2820 code for a protein of 939 amino acids. The transcript has 2 exons. NCBI's taxonomy places the organism in Eukaryota, Fungi, Ascomycota, Saitoellomycetes, Saitoellales, Saitoellaceae.
AUGAGAGGAAGCUCGCUGCAGCAGAUAGCGCCUUUCCUACUGGUCCUGGGAUGGGCGAGCCCGGUAUGGGGUUGGGACCAUUUCGGGGUGAACAAACCUCAUUUGGCGUAUGCUAUCUUGGGAGGCUUCGUUACCAUUUUCUCGUUGUUGAGUUUGUUCAUUAAGGAAAAGUUAUAUAUCGGUGAAGCCACCGUCGCUACAAUCGUCGGCAUCAUCUUUGGCCCCCAUUGUUUGAACUUGUUCGCCCCCGAAACCUGGGGUAACGUCGACCAAAUUACCCUUGAACUAACCCGCAUCGUCCUCAUCGUCCAAAUCUUCGCCGUCGGCGUCGAGUUGCCUAAGAAAUACAUGAAACGCCAUUGGGUCUCCGUCGCGAUCCUCCUCCUCCCCGUCAUGACCUUCGGCUGGCUCAUCUCGUCACUGUUCAUGUGGGCACUAUUGCCGAAACUGAAUUUUGCGGAGAGUUUGGCGGUUGCGGCUUGUAUCACCGCUACAGACCCGGUCCUCGCGUCCUCCGUCGUUGGAAAGGGAAAGUUUGCGAAACGCGUCCCUGGACAUCUCCGAAAUCUUUUGUCGGCCGAAUCGGGGUGUAAUGACGGGAUGGCGUUCCCGUUUCUCUAUCUCGCGCUUUACAUCAUCCUCGACGAAUACAAAGCCGGCCCCGCGAUCCGUGACUGGAUCCUCCUCACAAUUCUGUAUGAAGUUGUUUUCGGGUGUGCGCUUGGGGCUUUCAUCGGCUAUGUUGGUCGGCAAUCGAUCAAGUAUGCGGAGAACCAUAAUCUCAUUGAUCGUGAGUCGUUUCUCGUGUUCUACUUCGUGUUGUCGAUGUUUUGUGCUGGUGCCGGGACACUACUCGGGACGGAUGAUUUGUUGGUCGCGUUCUCGGCUGGUACGGCGUUUGCUUGGGAUGGGUGGUUUUCCAAGAAGACGGAAGAAUCACACGUUUCGAACGUUAUUGAUUUGUUGCUCAACUUGAGUUUGUUUGUCUACUUUGGCGCGAUAGUUCCUUGGGAGAGCUUCAACGCUCCUGCAUUGGGCGUGACCCCAUGGCGACUGGUCGUCAUCUCGAUUCUUAUUCUGUUGUUCAGGAGGAUCCCGGCGAUCCUGGCGCUUAAGCCGUUUAUCCCAGAUAUCAAGACAUGGCGCGAGGCACUCUUUUGUGGACAUUUUGGACCGAUUGGAGUUGGUGCCAUUUUCAUUUCUAUCCUCGCGAGAGCAGAGUUGGAACAUGGGCAUACUACACCAUUGGCUACACUACCAUCUGAUCCGAAUAGCUCGAACUAUAUCUCCAUUCAGUUGAUUUGGCCGGUGACUUCGUUCAUCGUGUUGGCUUCUAUCAUCGUCCAUGGCUCUUCGAUUGCGGUUUACACACUCGGCACACAUAUCAACACACUCUCUAUCACAAUGACCAUGACGCGGGAUAACACUACGACGGAUAACCCUACAUGGUUGAACCGCUUGCCGAGGAUUGAAGUGGGGCAAAGUGUGAGUUUGGGAAGGGAUGAGGAUGGAAAUGGCAUGAGAUUACGGAGGAAGAAUUCGAGGAGUAGGAGUAGGAGGGGCGUUGGUGGGCGGGUGGAUGAGAGCGCGAUUGGGAGAGGGUUGAAACCGGGGGAUGCGGAGUUGGCUCUGGGUUCAUCGAGGAGCAGCGAAGACCGCCGCGACCGCGACCGCGACGGCGACCGAGACGAAAGCGACGAGACCCUCCGCGGUGGCAGAGACAGAGAAGGUAGAACCGAAGAAGACCGCGAAGAAGAGAUCAACAACGGCAACCAAGUCUUCCGCGAAGGCGCAGACGUUAUCAUCGAGGACGAAAACGGCGAAAUCGUGCACCGCUACUCUGAGGAACAAACUGGUGCACUCCACGAGAAACUCUCUGAUCAUGUUCCGGAUCCUGAGGAACGGAAACAGGCGGUGAGAGAUCCGGGACAUCCGAAGCAUGGGGUGGUACAGAAGAUUUUGGGGAUGUUUAGGAAGGAGGGUGCGAGACAUGGGGUUAGUGUGGAGGAUUUAAGGGCAGUUGUUGUUGAGAGUACGCCUACUACCAGUCGAUCUGUGUCGAGAGCUGAGGAUGUGUGGGAUGAGAAAGAGGAAAAUGAGGAGGAGGAAUAUCGGCAUAGAGGACGUGGGGCACAUAGGCGUGGGAGUGAGACUGAUAGCGACAGUGAGAAGGGUGAGAGCUCAACUGGCGUGAGGAAGAAAAGGAUUCCGAAGGUCGCCAUCUCCGGCCCCUCAGACGCCCGACCCCUCGACGAUACCGUCCACUCGAACAAGGUGGCGCCGAAAUUGGGCUCAGCAGCAACACCCUCUAUCAUCGUCUCCGACCGCCGCAAUUCGAAAGCAACAACCCGCUCCGAAGCCAAAGCCCGCGCCGAUCGCGAGAAAGAAACGCCGGCUGAAGCGCGGAGACGAAUGGAUGUCUUGCGCAACAUGGAGACGGACGAGGUCGUCGAGGAGGAGAAGAGGCUGGCGAGGGAGGCGUUUGAGCGGCGGCAGAAGGAGUUGCAGGCGCAGUUUGGGGAUGAGGAUACUGAGAAAGAGGAGGAUGCUGGCGAAGAGAGUGGCGGGGUUAAUGUGGAGGGGUUGAGGAGUCCUACGCCGAGGAUUAGAUUUGGUGGGGCGACGGUCGAUUCGGGCGAGUUGCCAUCUGGAUUGGGGAGUGGCGGCGAUGUCACAUCCACGGGUCCUAGCCGGAGUCCGGCUAAUGGAAAUGAGAAUGGCAAUGGAGGGAACAAUGACGACAGUAGGAGUACGAGGAUUAGUUUUGAUGAAGGUGCGGCGAAGCGGUUGAGGGAGCAGCAAAGGGGUUCGAGGGGAUGAAAGGGAAGCUUUUGCAUGUUUCGUGUUGAGUGUUGAGUGCAUUACCUUAAUAAUCUUUUAUGUGGACCUUUUUGUGUGAUUUUCUGGCGUUAAGGGAAUAUC